This is a messenger RNA of Neltuma alba, 1051 nucleotides long. RefSeq lists its product as uncharacterized. The record is from RefSeq and is a predicted model, not a curated record. Lineage: Eukaryota; Viridiplantae; Streptophyta; Magnoliopsida; Fabales; Fabaceae. Bases 82 to 675 code for a protein of 197 amino acids. The transcript has a single exon.
GUCUCUCUCUCUCUCCCCCUCUCCCCCCACUAUCUCUGGCAAGUCUCUCUCUCUCUCUCUCUACUGUAACCACAGACGAAAAUGGCGGCAUCUUCUAGAAAAUCGAGCGGACCAGUGCUCCGCUCUCUCUCUCCUUCCGGCAGAUUCUACAAUCGUCACUCCUCUUCGACUUCGUCUUCUUCUUCCUCAGCUUUCGCAUCUUCCACCUCCAGCUUCUUUAGCCGUUCCAUCUCACCCACUCGUGUCAAUCUCUGUGGUCCAUCUUCCUCGGUUCCCUCCGUUCGAUUCUCACUCGACCGUUCCACCUCUCCGAACCGCUCCAUCUCCGUGACGCCUCGCGCCGGCGCCUCAAGUUCUGGCCAGGCGGUGAAGAGGCAGAGCCAGCAGAAGCGAACCUGUAUGUGCUCCCCUACCUCGCAUCCUGGUUCCUUCCGAUGCAGCCUUCACAAGAAUUUCGGCUCUAAUUCGGUGGCUCCGUAUUCGCCAAACAGGCUCAACGCGCGCAGAUCGGCGAUGACGAACUCGGUGGUGAGAAUUGGCGGCGUGGAAGGGGAUUUGGUGAAGAGGGCCUUGGCUGCGUUGAUUCGGCCGUCGUCGCAUCAGCAGAGAAGGCGAGCGGAUUUCCGGCCGAGACCAAGUAGGCUUUCCGUCAUGUCCAAGGCUGAAGAUUCUUGAGCAGUGGCAUCGGUAGCUGCUUAUUGAUCCUUUCGAUUCCUUCAACAUUCUCGGAGAGUUUCCGGUCGAGAAAGUUGGCUUCAAAUUCUGGCUUUGAGAUCUGACAUAUGCAAGGAAGAGAUUCGGCACGGACCUUUUUUGUUUACCGGAAACCGAAAUCCGAUAGAGAACUGAAUAUUAUAUAUAUAUAUAUAUAUAUAUAUAUAUAUGCACAUUAUGUCCAUACAUAUCUAGAACAGGUAGUAGUCAGAGUCAGGGACUGCUGUUAAUGGUGAUCCUGGGAGCUUUUGGACCGAAUUCCAUCUAACCAAUUGUACAUAACUAAGAUUUUGUUAAAAAAAAUUUAACUUAUUCUGACAUAAAUUUACUUUGAUCA